Molecule: messenger RNA, 8371 nt
Organism: Aedes albopictus (Asian tiger mosquito)
Lineage: Eukaryota; Metazoa; Arthropoda; Insecta; Diptera; Culicidae
Gene: CdGAPr
Product: GTPase-activating protein CdGAPr
Exons: 8
Coding region: 253-6399 (2048 amino acids)
Biological process (GO): small GTPase-mediated signal transduction
Molecular function (GO): protein binding; GTPase activator activity
Source: RefSeq, a predicted model, not a curated record
AUCCUGCUCGUGAUACCAUCUACUAACCAUCAACAUAAGCAGACCGAACCGGUAGCAAUCAUGUGUCACUUGAGCAUGAACAGUGACGCAGCAAGCCCAGCCGGAAAACCAGAUGACUGGCCGGCAGCCGUUUAAAAACUGCACCCAUUCCAACAAUCCACAAUCUUCCUGGCAAAUCCUUCCCCGGCCUAGCGAAGCUGAAGCUAUCCUCGUUCAAAUAGUGUUUGGUCCGCUUCGGUACAUCGCGUAAAAAUGAUGAGUCACUCCAGCACCAGCAACAAGCACACUUCUGCCGCCGUGGUACUGACCGCCAACAGCCAAGAGACCACCAGCGGUAGCGGCAGCGGUAACAUUAGUGGACCCAUCCUCGUCGCCAAAAUGUCUGAAAAAGUUCGCACCGUCAGUGACAGCGAGUCGGAAAUCAACUACGAUAUGUUCAGUACCAGCGUCACGUCGGAUGGCGGCGGAGCGUCCGUGAUGAAUACGUCGCAAAUUUCCAAUGCUUCCUCGGAUUCGACGCACAUCAAGAGUGCCAAUCUGACGCGGUCCCAGAACAUCGGAGGGUCCUGUCGUUUCCCCAAGCUAGAAGAAUGCGCCCACUUCCACUACGAACGGGUUCAGCUGGGCAAAUUGUCCAUCCGAUUGGUGUCGGACGAAAAGACCGAUUCCCAACUGCAAGGACAAAGCGGCCAAUCUUCCCUGCUGACGAGUACGGAUCUUAGCACCUCCCAAACCAGUAAUGGUGGCGCUGGUGUCACUAAUCUGCUGGGCGGAAGGAAUAAUUGGUUCAUUCUUCGUAUUACUGCUGGCCGGUCGGAUUCCUUUCUGAUAAAGCGAUCCUUCGAAAACAUGCGCUUCCUGGACGAGAUGUUGCAUCGGUGUGUGUACGAUCGACGGGUGAGUGAGCUGGAGGAUUUGAAGGAGAUGGACAUUUCCGAUAGGGUGGAUGAUGAGCUGGAGACGAUCGUAGGGGUUUACCUGAAUCGCCUGUCAGCGAUAGCUUCGGAUGCCAUGACAUGCGGUCCGGUACUGACAUGGCUGCAGAUCGAUAACAAGGGCCGACGGUUACCGGUGGCCGAUGAGGAAACCAUGAAGAGUAUCAAUACUCCGGCCGUUGGAGCAGCGUAUGGAGUGCGAAGGUAUGUGGCGCAAGCCUGCGACGAGAUUUCGAUUGAGGUUGGGGACAUGAUUUCCGUAAUUGAUAUGCCAAGUCCAGCGGAGUCAAUUUGGUGGCGUGGAAAGAAGAGUCAUUUACAAAAGAACCAAUAUGAAGUAGGAUUCUUCCCACAGAGCUGCGUGGCUACGAUUGGAGAUAAAGUUCCCCGGCACAUGCCUUUCCCAGCUCCACUGGUUGGUUCCUUAGCUGUGUCGCCAACAAAACCGGUUCUCAGGAAGCACGGUAAACUGAUAGCAUUCUUCCGUAGUUUCAUCCUAUCGCGGCCUUCCCGUCGACGACUGAAACAGAGCGGUAUCUACAAAGAGCGUGUGUUUUCCUGUGAUCUGGGCGAGCAUUUGCUCAACAGUGGACAAGACAUUCCAAUGGUCCUGAAGUGUUGCGCUGAAUUUAUCGAAGAGUACGGAAUUGUGGAUGGAAUUUACCGGCUGUCGGGUAUUACUUCCAAUAUACAGAAACUUAGACGUGCCUUCGACGAAGAGCGGAUUCCGGAUCUGACACAUCCGGAGAUCAAGCAGGACAUUCAUGCUGUGAGUUCCUUAUUGAAAAUGUACUUCCGAGAACUGCCAAAUCCACUUUGCACGUACCAGCUUUAUGACCACUUUGUGGACGCCAUCCAAACUCGUCUUGAUGCACCGACCGAUCUCAAACUCCGCCUGAUUCGACAGACUGUUCAGAAACUGCCUCCACCGCACUAUCGAACGCUGAAGUAUCUAGCAACACAUCUGUUGAAAAUCUCUCGCCAUUCGACUAGCACGGGCAUGACUGAGCGGAACAUAGCCAUCGUAUGGGCCCCAAAUCUGUUGCGUUCGCCUGCUCUGGAAUCGGGAGGAGUCGCGGCGCUUCGAGGCGUAGGAGUUCAAGCCGUAGUCACCGAGUAUCUAAUCAGCAACUGUGAGCAGAUAUUCGAUGACAGUGGGGACGACUUUGGCAGCCAUUAUAUUGAAUCCCAGCCCAAUUCCCUUAGCGAUUCUAACAGUCUGCAGAUUCACAGCGGUUUGGAUCAGGAUCUGUCCCUGUCGAUGGAGCGACCGAAGAGCCUAAGUGUAGGUGGCGCUAAGUUGCUCAGCUUGGAGGAAGCUCGGAUCCGCCGGAACUGCAUGGAGAACUCCGAGAAGACUAUUCCGAUCAAUAUUACGAAUCCAUCGACACACAUUGGUUCGUACAUCGAGGUUGGAGGUGGCCCAUCCAGUUUGCCGGAUAAGUACCACACGGUACUACCAGUGCCAAGAAGCUGGAAUAAGCGAAAAUCCCAUUCGUCGUGGAAGUCUAUAUUUACGCGGCAACCACGGCAAUCGAACAGCAAUCAGGAUAUCAAAGAGUACAGUAAUCCAACUACGCCGACAAACAAAGAACCACCGGUGAUAGUGACCAAUGGGCGAACGUUGAAUGAGGAGCAAUCGGUGAAGCACGAUCAGAAUGGAGCUAUUAAGGAAAGCAACAGCGGUUUCCUGCAGGAUAAGAUGACCAAGAGCGUGGAUAUAUUCGAUGGAAAAUCUCUCACCAUCGAAUCGUGUGCCCGGUCCAAUUCGGUUGAUAGUUUACGGACCACCGGUCACAGCCGAUCGGUAUCGCAUGAUUCCUACUUCGAUCUGCUACAGUCACCUCUGAGGGGUGGUGUGGUAACCUGUCCCAGUCGGGAACUGUCCGAGCUGGGGUUGAACUUUGACCGCGAGGAGCCUGAGAUGAGGAUUUUCUCCGAAAGCGAGAGUUUGGUGAGCAGUCCUAAGGUGGCCAAAGAGUCGAUUCGACGUACGCUGAGAGCCAGACCGGAGGAGUACACCAGCGGAGGAAACAGUGUGAACCCUAGUCCCAAGAAGCAACCACGGCUGAACAUCCAAAGUCCGCAGGAUGCCAACAAGCCUCAAUGGAUGAUAGCAUCAAUGGGGACGGGUUCCCUCAAUCCAGACGAAAGUCUGUGCAAGCGUUACAAGCUGGAAGAUCAGUUAAGUGAUAUCCAGUUCAUCGACUGUAACACUCCGGAACACAACGUGUCCAGUGGGGGAUCUUCGCUGAACAGUAACACGAUCUUCACCAGUGCCCAAGUACACAAACCUCCACUGCCAGAGGAUUCCGAUGAUGAGCAUGAGCUGAUUGGAAUCCGAAAUUCUUAUCCGGGGCCGCAGUAUAGUUACGUGAAGUACGAUUCUCCCAUCAAGGAGACCCGGUUCAGCUAUCCGGGAAUGAGUGCCAAAAAUAAGGAGAGCAGCAGCGUUUCGAAAGAGCAGGAAAUGAGUGUGGAUGAGCACCAUCAGCCGCAUGUGCACAAAAACGGCUCAUCGUUGUAUGAGAGUUUCAUUCUGUCCAACCAGGCGUCGUCAUCGUCGUCGUCAAAACCGCCCAAGUAUCCCGGACGUUACAGCUACUACCAGGCGGAAGGUGGUCCUACGGGAAACAACGACGAGGGUCGGGAUGAUGAACAGCUUCAGGUCGUCCCGCGAAGUUGUUCGGAGAAUGUGAUACGGAAGAGCGACACCAGUAAGAGUAAGUUGAGUGUGAUGACCCCACAGUCACCGGUACAAAGUCCGUGCUACUCGUUGCUGGUGGGAUCGACAACCAGUUCCGAUAACAGUAGCAAUAUGACUACUCCGGUGUACGACAUGGAUGUGGCCACCGUUAUUGGUCAAGAGCAGCAACAGCCAUUAGAAAAAACCAAAGAAGAGAUUGAACCGAGAGAUAUAAAAGCACUGAAGCGUGAGCUAUCAUUGGAUCUGAGCGAAGUUGGAGCCAAAGUUGUCUCCGGGAAGCAGUUGACAACGAAGAAAAAUUCUUCCCCAAACACUCCCUCUCAUUUCGCGUCGGAUAACACGACCAAUACGACAACGACCACCACCAGCCAGUCGAUGACGCCAAGUGAGUUCUGCUAUCAGAAUCUAAAUCCGGAAUUAUCUCCUGGAGAGCUUGCCACUUUUGCACAAAAGGUUGCUCCGGGUAAUAAACCUGGAACUCCUAUUAAGGCGACCAUAAACAUUACCUAUAACGUUAGAUCCCCUGUUCGGAAAGAGCAAGAAGGAAAUAUCUUCCGGUCGUCACCGACGAACUCCGGUGGUUCGGUCACUCCAACGUCCUCGAAAAAGGUAGAAGAACUCCUAAAACAAUCGAAUGACACUGACUUGCUGGAGGAAGAAGAAUACCGACGGGAACGAAGGAGUAUCUAUGAAAAUGUCCUGGUGACAUCGCCUGAACCACCAUCAGCGAAAGAUACGAAACGACUGCUGGAGACUAACUUCGAUGAAACGAUGGUUUACGAACAGGUCAAGUUCUACAAAAACGCAGUGUCGCAAGUGAAUGACUUGUUAGACGAGGAGCCCGAGGGAAACCAGAAAUUGCUCACAGACGAAUUAUCGUCAUCUUCCAAGCUGGUGGAUCUCUCGAUCAGCGAAGAUGAAGCAAAAGUACCUGAAACGGAUUCUUUGGAGCAGAAAUCAAAAGUCAAGCUGAAAAUCAAAGAAGAUGAGGACGAAGAAGACGAUGAGGAAGAGAAUACGGAUGGUAUUAAUAAUAACAAACGGGAUUCUCGGAUCGGAACGGAUUCGUCACAAUCGGAGAUUAAGGAUAAGGUGGAUUUCACCAAGAGUGAAGAAGAAAGCGAUGAUGUCCCCAUGUCGGACGUCAACGAUGAUAGUUUGGAAUUUGAUAAUACGGAUGUGUCUUUGUAUGAAAAUGUCGAACUUCGGAAAAAGCCAUUUGCUCCUGUCUAUGAAAAUAUGAUCCCGGGCCCAUUAGUUCCGGCCACAUCCACGCUCAAAUCCACAACGGAUGAUGAAUUCUCAUCGUUUUGUGCCGACCGUAGCGAUAUGGACAAUGAGAUGGAAUACCGGAUAGAAAUUCCUCCCAAGAUAGAGCUCAAACCAACGAGGAAUAACAUCAGCGUGAAAAUGUUGGCCACCAAGUUCGAGACUAGUCCGGUGGAUGUAAAUCCUCCCUUUGACUUCCACCAUCAAUCAAAAUUGAAUAAUAAUCGCGGGAGCACAGGUCCCGUCGUAACAAUUCGCAACAAAUCCGCAAAGGACUAUCAAAAUCUAACGAACAUCACGCGAAGUUUGGACGAGAAUGCCUUUGUUCGGGAAUUUGGCAGCGCCCGAAAGCUAGAAAGCUUCAACAAAAGCAUUCAGCAGAUCCCGGAAAUUGAUAAUAUCCUGAACGAAAAUAAUCCAAAUCGACGCAAGUCGCUAGAUUUCACCAGACCAAAGAGCCUAAAUCCACCGAAAAAACUCCCCACCCUGGUAGGAGAAGGCAUUGAAAAUCACAAGGACGCUGGGGUCCACACGCCGCACGACUGCUGCCGUCAGCAGCAAUCGAAAGCUUCGCCACCUUCCGAACUCAAGCUGGACUUGUCGACCAAAAUCGAAGACACGAAGGAAGCCCGAGCGUACAAUGUCCGCAUCACCCCAACCACCGAAAACCGAAUCUCCCUAGUGCAGUACAACUACGACAACCGACUCAACCGAAAAGACUCCCAACACGAGGAAGAUCGCAACAGUAUAACGAGCAUUUCUAGUCUGAAAAUGUUGGGCAGCUGCAAGCUGGACCGGAGCCGGAUCGAGAAAAUCAAAGAAGAACGUCGCCACCAGCUUAGCGAGAAAUACCGUUCGGAAUCCUUCAAGGGAGAACGUGGCGACUACGGUAAACUAAAAUCCAAGUCCAAAUCCGAACUUCGCGAUUUUCAAGAUUCCGAUACGAUCGACCCAGGUAAAAAGUACGACUCGCUCCGCUUCCGGUCCAAAUCCCGCGUCGAACUAUCCGAUGACCAACCGUACAAUCUCGACCACCAUAAUCUGUCCUCCGCGGUCUCCCUAAACACAAUGAUGAUCCCUGCACCCGGUCGAACGCGCCGAAUUAGUGACGAAAAGAACCAAAAUGAUUGCAUCGUUUCAUCUUCACCGCCUCAGCGCACCGGAAGCGGCAGUAACAACAGUAGUAGCAACAUUCCGCCGGAUGCCAGCAUAUCGCAGGUAUGUGAUAGCAAAUUUGAGCUGAAAACUCGCCAGAAGUUCGACAAACGCGGCAGCACCAGCAGCGUGACGGAUUAUCCGGUGACGCCGAUGAGUGGCGGUGGUGGUGGUGGUGUGCUUCGGGAACGGGACAGCUUCAACGGAGGAUCGACGGCCAAGGGCUUCGUUCGGAACUGUUCCAGCGGAACGCAACGAGAUCGAUUUUCCCCGCAAAUUUCCAUCAAGGACGUCGCUGCCAUGUUCGAGUCACGGUCACAAAAUCAAUCGUAAUCGGAUCGAAUGAAUGGGAAAGGCUUAUGCCGAUGCACGCUAAAAAGAAGGCCUACAUGUGCACCGUUUUUGGAGAUUGCGGUAUUUUUGGAAAACGUUUAGUUUUGGAAACAUACAAUUCUAUACCUAUGCCUUCGUGUUCUACUUGACCAAAAUUUGUACGUUGCAAAUAAAAAUGACUGUUCUGUUUUUUUUUAAUCUGUAAAAUAAAACUAUAUGAGAGGAAUCAAACACUUUAGGAGGAUGAAGAGAAAACACAUUGAUAUUAAUCAGGUUCUUACACUAAGCUUUCAGCUGCAGCUUAAUUAAUGUUGAACAAACAUAAACAUAAAAUGAUAGAAGUUCCAUGCUACUACAACCGACAAAAACACAGUUCGUUUAUUUAAAAAUCUCAUCUCUUACUCAGCAAUUGUGGGAAAAAUGACUUAUGAGCGAGUUAAAAUAUUACACAUUGAAACGUGAGUAAAACAAGUGAGUUGGACAAAAGCAAACAAUGUAGCAAAUAUAUUCGUAAAAAAAUGGACUGCUACUACUGCAAAAAGGGAAACAAAAAGUUGCAUUUAUGCACAAUUCACUUACUGAAAGCUGUAUUGUAUAACGAUACAGUUUACCAACACAUUGAUUCUUGUUAGUGACUGUCGAAGGCUCUUUAUUACUCACAAUCUCUCUUUCGUAAAGUUAUGUUUAUAGAAUCAAACAACAUGAGCUGAUCGCUGAACAUUUUUUGCAACCGUACGGAUAGAUGACGAAUCGAUAGAAUAUAACUACAAACAAGAUGAUAAAAACUAAGGAGAUUAAUCAUGUAGGAAUUUGAUAUGUGAGAAAUUUUAGGAACAAAGAGGCAUCAAAAUGUGUAAAGCAAGUUUGCUAUUAGUGCUGAAGUACGUUCAGUUAUUGAAUAAUUUAACAAUGCUGUAACGAACGAUUAUUCUAUGCAUUGUACAUAUUGGUAUGAAAGGGGAACAGAAGCUCACUAAAGCUGCAUGCAUCACACUUUUCAUUAGAUAGAUUUAUGUUAUAUCGUUUCUUUACCGAUGUUUUGCUUCUGAAACCUGAUUAGCUUCGUUUACAAAACGAAUUGUAUUUAUCUAUUUUGAAACUGUUUUGUUCCGGUUUUGUUUUAAAAAUUUGACGUACGAGAAUAAAUUUGUUUUGUUUUAGAAAAUCUUGUUUCAGUCCAAAAAAAAAAGCGCCGAACGUUAGAAACUUGAAGCAACAUUUUGGAAGAUCAUUUACAGUGUGGGCGAUAGCAGAUUUCAGAAAUCUUAUCGGAGUUUAAAAAAGUUUCAAUAACGUAAUCUGAGUAGAUAAACCGAUGCAGACAAUAAAUCAGUGACAAAUUUUGAAAGCAUGCAAUUGAUAGGUAUCCUUCCUUUUCCAUAAAAAAAAUCUCCAAUAAUUACUUGCUGUAAAUUGAUUUAUCCAAACACUAUCUUCUCAGCUGUUUGCUUAUUUAUGUAAAUACACAUUUGUUUAUUUGAUAAAACAAUUCUAAUGGAAAAUAAUGUGAAGCUUGGCGAACGCACCAACGUUAGAUUCUUUGUAAAUACAUUAAUUGGAAACGAAUAUUUCAUUACCGAUAGGAUAGUGAAUAAAGAUGUCACAAGAAACACAAUAUGUAAAUUUUGCGUUGCAUCAACAACGGAAAGGAAGGAAAGUGAAACUCUCAAAACAAAUACUAACUAAUCGCAAAGCAACACACAGUCAAAACUUACAUAGAAACUAUAACUAACUUGAUAUUAACAUGCGCUACUAUUCGAUAUUGAAGAUAAUCGACCAGCAGCAACAACAACUAGGAAUAUUCAAAACUUAUAAAUGCAUCUUUUGCUAAGCACACACACACUAUCCAGAUCUUUGAACGAAAAAAAUGUUACAAUACAAAAAAAAAACUAAAUGGAAAUAAUGAACCAAGGUAACUGAAUAAAAAUAAAUUCUUUCCUCGUAAACACGUUGAAUUCCAGUGAAAAACUUG